UUAUAUCUUGUAGUCAUGGGUAUUUUUUGCUUGGCACCGAAAAUAAUUUUUAGUCGUGUUAACCGCUUGAUUUUACUCCUUUUCUUGCGAAGAAUAAUUUUCUUGCUGAACUGCCUAUUAUUAAGAAAUGUCUUUGCUGCAGAGUUCUGGAAGCAAGUUCCUUCAAAUGAACCUUAUCGUGUCAUACUCGGUGAUGUCAGGGAUAAAUUGUAUUAUACGCGCGAACGUUCUCGCCAUAUAUUGACAACUGGAGUUUCUGACAUUCCUGAGGAGUCUACUUUUACUAAUGUCGAGAUGUUUCUCGAGCCUCUUGAGCUAUGCUACAGAUCUUUGUGUGCUUGUGGUGACAAACCUAUAGCUGAUGGAAGCCUUCUUGAUUUCUUACGUCAAGUAUCAACUUUUGGGCUUGCUCUUGUGAAACUUGAUAUCAGGCAGGAAUCUGAUCGACACACUGAUGUCCUUGAUACUAUAACAACACAUCUUGGGAUUGGAUCCUACGCUGAAUGGUCUGAGGAGAAACGCCAGGAGUGGCUGUUGUCCGAACUAAGGGGCAAACGCCCAUUGUUCGGUUCAGAUCUUCCUCAGACUGAAGAAGUUGCUGAUGUUUUAAGCACAUUUCAUAUCCUUGCUGAGCUUCCAGCAGAUUGUUUUGGUGCUUAUAUCAUCUCAAUGGCAACUGCCCCGUCCGAUGUGCUUGCUGUUGAGCUUUUACAGCGUGAGUGCCAUAUAAAAAAGCCAUUGAGAGUUGUUCCACUAUUUGAGAAGCUUGCAGAUCUUGAAGCAGCUCCAGCAGCGGUUGCACGCCUAUUUUCAAUAGACUGGUAUAUGGAUAGGAUCAAUGGCAAGCAGGAGGUCAUGAUUGGAUACUCAGACUCUGGCAAGGAUGCUGGGCGUCUCUCUGCAGCGUGGCAAAUGUAUAAAGCACAGGAAGAGCUCAUAAAGGUUGCAAAGCAUUACGGAGUAAAGUUGACAAUGUUUCAUGGAAGAGGUGGAACGGUUGGCAGAGGAGGGGGUCCCAGUCAUCUUGCCAUAUUAUCUCAACCACCAGACACAAUACAUGGAUCACUCCGUGUAACGGUUCAAGGCGAGGUCAUAGAGCACUCAUUUGGAGAGGAACACUUGUGCUUUAGAACUCUGCAGCGCUUCACUGCAGCUACUCUCGAGCAUGGAAUGCAUCCCCCAAUUUCACCCAAGCCAGAAUGGCGUGCUCUAAUGGAUGAGAUGGCUGUUGUGGCAACAAAAGAGUAUCAAUCAAUAGUCUUCCAAGAACCACGCUUUGUUGAAUACUUCCGCUCGGCAACACCUGAGACUGAAUAUGGUCGGAUGAAUAUUGGCAGCCGGCCAUCGAAGAGAAAGCCUAGUGGGGGCAUAGAAUCACUCCGUGCAAUUCCAUGGAUCUUUGCUUGGACACAGACAAGGUUUCAUCUUCCUGUAUGGCUUGGAUUUGGUGCAGCAUUUAAACAUAUCAUUCAGAAGGACAUCAGGAACAUCCAUACUCUGAAAGAAAUGUACAAUGAGUGGCCAUUCUUCAGGGUCACCCUUGACUUACUUGAGAUGGUUUUUGCCAAGGGAGAUCCAGGAAUUGCUGCUUUAUAUGACAAAUUGCUUGUGGCUGAAGAUCUGCAGUCCUUUGGGGAACAGUUGAGGCAAAACUUUGAAGAGACAAAACAGUUACUCCUUCAGGUUGCUGGUCACAAGGACGUUCUUGAAGGGGAUCCUUACCUAAAGCAGCGUCUGCGGUUGCGUGAGUCCUACAUCACAACCUUGAAUGUUUGCCAAGCCUACACCCUGAAGCGGAUAAGAGACCCCAGCUUUGAGGUGACGCCACAGCAGCCGCCCCUGUCCAAGGAGUUCAGCGACAAGGAGCCCGCCGAGCUGGUGCAACUGAACCGUGGGAGCGAGUAUGCCCCAGGCCUGGAGGACACCCUCAUCCUGACUAUGAAGGGCAUUGCUGCUGGCAUGCAGAACACAGGCUAGGCCAGUAUGCCGCUUGUUGUAUAAAUAACGUCUUCCGCCAUAUGGUGAAUAUGUUUAGCUAGGUCGCCAAUGCUAGUGAACUCUGGAGGAAUUUGGCACUUCCGUGCCUUUGCUUAUGUACCCGAUCCAAAAAGGGGAAUGUAUGCCUGUGGCGAAUAAAAUAUGGAGUAGUGAUAUUCUGCUUUUGUCUAA
Triticum urartu is the source of this 2169-nucleotide messenger RNA. The record is from RefSeq and is a predicted model, not a curated record. Lineage: Eukaryota; Viridiplantae; Streptophyta; Magnoliopsida; Poales; Poaceae.